Molecule: messenger RNA, 1509 nt
Organism: Phaeoacremonium minimum UCRPA7
Lineage: Eukaryota; Fungi; Ascomycota; Sordariomycetes; Togniniales; Togniniaceae
Exons: 3
Coding region: 1-1509 (502 amino acids)
Source: RefSeq, a predicted model, not a curated record
AUGUACCCCGAUUGGCCGCUAUCGAGCGUGGAUCUGGUGCCGUUGCCAUUGUGUGAUGGGCCCAAGCUGAAGACUUUUGACUUCCAAGGCGCGCAAACAAUCGAGUUUCUCGAGCACGUCGGCGAAGGACUGCACGCGCACGUGUUCAAGGUGCAGAUCCGCGAGCAGAUCUACGCACUCAAGCUAUUCCGUUUCGUCUAUGACCACAACUGGCUGGGCCCCGCGAGCGACACGGACCCGGACGAUCGGGUGCUCAUGAGCGCCUUCUACGACUAUGCGGAGCCCUUCAGCUGUGAGUGUCGCGCCUUUGGGCGGCUCCAUGAGGCCGGCCACGAGAAGCUUGCAGUCGGCUGUUUCGGCUAUAUACUGUUGGACGAGGACCACGAGCGCGCGCUGCACCGCCACUUCGUGGAUAUCGACUUUAAUGGCGAUAUAGAGUAUCCUGGGGGCGAUGACAUGCGGUCGCGCUUCCUAGGCCGGGACGGUCGGCCGCCCCCGAUUCGAGGCGUCGUGAAGGAGUUUCGGCCCCAGGACGAAGAAGAGGAGCUGCAGCCGGCAGUAGUUAGCAAGAUGCUCGGCGACAUUGGCCGGCUGCAGCAGCUUGGCAUCCUGCGCAUCGACGUCGCGGCUCGGCAGCUGGUGGGUGGCAAGAUCAGCGAUUUUAGCACGGCCAUCACCGUGCCGCAUUUCGUGACGACGCCCGAGCUGAACCCAAGCCUGACACGCGAGAUGCGGAUCGCCAUGGAGCUCGAGACGUUUGAGCUGUCGAAUGAUGACUAUCUCGCAUUCGACGAGAUGAUGUUCGACUGGAACCUGCAACACGCCGACGAGAAGGGCACCAUCGCGGUGCGCGCGUUUCCAGGCGGCCACGGCUCUCCGCCACUCCGGCACUACGAGCUAAGGAAUAAGGCGGCUCGGAAGCGUGUCUUUACAUAUGUUGACCCGAGACAGUAUAACUGGAGGAGGCGAACCAAGGGCAUAAACAAGAGCCGGCGAAGACGGCUGCGUGCCAAGCCUCCCACAUGGGUCUACUACUGUGGCCAGGACGGCGAAUUGGCCGCGAGACUAAGGAAGUCCCAGCCGGCCGGCCCCACGUUACAAUGGGAUUACAGAGAUGGUUUGAUUUUUCCCCGCCAGUUGCUCGGCCGGGAAUAUGCGGUCGAGGAUGUGGCCGUAGCUCUCGUUAAGCGUGUCGAUAUUGAACUGGUCCCAGAGCCUGAUGGCAUCGUCAUCGACGAUGGGCCACUGGCCCGUACUGUUCUUGCUGGCUUUCGUCUUGCAAGGGACCGCCGGCUUCGACUGCGAGCACAGGUGAACACCGUUAGCAAACGGUUCGCCCAGAAGUAUGCGCUGCAACGCACCGGCAGCAAUCACACCAACGCUUCUGGGCGCAAGAACCUUGCCAAGGGCCGUAUACGCCACAGGAAGUUCGUUGGCGCCGCGAGACACAAUGCGGAAGGGGCGAUUUCUCAGGGACGCCCCAAGAAAGAGGAGGCGCCUUACACCUAG